Molecule: messenger RNA, 1225 nt
Organism: Engraulis encrasicolus (European anchovy)
Lineage: Eukaryota; Metazoa; Chordata; Actinopteri; Clupeiformes; Engraulidae
Product: probable G-protein coupled receptor 139
Exons: 5
Coding region: 125-1225 (366 amino acids)
Biological process (GO): phospholipase C-activating G protein-coupled receptor signaling pathway
Cellular component (GO): plasma membrane
Molecular function (GO): G protein-coupled receptor activity
Source: RefSeq, a predicted model, not a curated record
CACAUGGGCAUCAUCAACACUGUUUGGUCUCUCUCCAUCUGCACCGUCUGAACCCCAUCCCACUCCCUCUUCAAUGGCCCAUGAUGAUGUCGGCUGUUAGCUGCUGUUGAUACGGACUGACAGGAUGGAUGGGGCCAGUGUUUUCAUCACCGUCCAGAAAGUCUACUACCCACUCCUCUGCAUCCUGGGCAUACCAGCCAACCUGUUCACCUUCUACAUGAUCUGCGUCCGCAAGUGCGGCAUGUCGGAGACGGCCAUCGUCUACCUGUCAUGCCUGGCCGUAGUGGACACCCUGUACCUGGUGUGGGUCAUCCUUCUGGACCUGACCCUGACCUUCCUGCAGCCGCAGCCCUUCUGGCACGCCCAGCCCUGGUGCGGCAUGAUGGCCGUCAUGCAGUACGGCGCCCUCUGCAGCUCCUCCUGGGUAGUGGUGGUCUUCACCAUCGAGCGCUACCAGGUGCUCAGUUCGGCCGCCAACGCCCGACAGCGCUUCGCCCGCUCGCGCACCACCGUGCUGACCUGCGCGGCCAUCGUGGUGCUCUCCCACCUGGUCUCGGUGCCCAUGGGCUGGGUGAACGACGUGACGCCGGUGCCGCUGGCGGACGACAGCAACGGCAGCAACGCGACGGUACCGCGCUGCCGCUACCGGGAGGCGGCCUUCUCCACGGCGCUGGUGUGGCUCAUCACCUUCCUCUCGGGCGGCAUCCCCAUCGUCCUGGUCAUCCUCUUCAACUCGCUCAUCGCCUGCCACCUGUGCCGCUCCAGCCGCCUCUUCACCGCCGAGGAGCACCGCGCCAUGCGGGGCGCGGCCAACACGCGGGGCGUGGUGAGGCGCACCGUCCUCAUCCUGGGCACUGUCUCGGCCGCCUUCGUGGCGCUCAGCCUGCCGCGCUUCGUCACCUACUGCAUCCUGCGCACCCAGUACAACUACAAGGCCUUUGACCGCAACGACUACGGCAUGCCCAUCAACGUGAUCGGCGACGUGGCCAACAUGCUGCAGAACCUCAACUCCUGCACCAACUUCCUGCUGUACUGCGUGGUGAGCCGGCGCUUCCGGCAGGAGCUGGUGAGCACGUUGACCUGCAGGCCCGUGGCGGCGACGGCGCAGGAGUUUGGCUCCUUCGUCACGCAGCACACCAUGAAGGUGUUCUCCAUACUCCACAACAGAAGAGCUGUUACUGAGACCGGCCAUGUCGUUCUCACAGAGCAUAAGCGGAUUGAAUAG